AUGGCUGGAGAAGGAAGUAAACCAAAAGCAACUAUAGAUGAUGCAUAUGCAUACAUUAGGACUGUGAAGGAUAGAUUUCAGAACGAUCGUGAAAAAUAUGAUGAUUUUCUUGUGAUUAUGAAUAAUUUUAAAGCUAGGAGAAUUGAUAGGGAUGGUUGCAUACAAGACGUAAGGAGACUAUUUAAAGGGAACCGAGAUUUGAUUUCAGGUUUCAAUGUGUUUUUGCCGAAGGCUUUAGAGACCACUACUGAUUUGUGGAACUUAAAGAUUCGCUGA
Molecule: messenger RNA, 276 nt
Organism: Eruca vesicaria subsp. sativa (arugula)
Lineage: Eukaryota; Viridiplantae; Streptophyta; Magnoliopsida; Brassicales; Brassicaceae
Source: the annotation of a GenBank genome assembly